GCUGAGGAGCCGCGCGCGCUGAGGGGCUCUGAGGGGACGGACUCUUCGAGAGGAGCUCGGCGGGAAGUUCGCGAAUCCCGCUGGACCUCGCUGCACGCCGGCGGGUCGCGGAUUCGGACAGGGGCGUCGGAAGUUCUCCCCGGAGGGGUGCUGGUGGCCGGACGUGUCCGGAGGAGCGAAAGCCGUAGCAUCUGUCGCCUCUCUUCGUCCCGCGGCGGCCGCCGCCGGCCGGGCUUUUGUGGGUCUGGGAGCGUGGCAACGAACUGGCAUGAAAUAUUUGAUUUUGUACGUCAGCUGACAGAAAGAUUUGUGAGCCCGAAGAUGAGAUUAUCGUUUAUCGUGUUUUCCACCCAGGCACACGUCAUCAUGCCGCUCACUGGAGACAGAGAGAAAAUCAAGAAAGGUCUUAAGGAUUUGGAGGAGGUGAUACCAGCAGGUGAGACAUAUAUACAUGAAGGACUGAAACAGGCCAAUGUGCAAAUUGAGAAGCAAGGAGCCUCGAGGUUCUCUAGUAUCAUCAUUGCACUGACAGAUGGCAAGCUAGAUGGUCAGAUUCCCUUGUAUGCAGAGAAAGAGGCAAGGAAAUCCAGAGACCUGGGAGCGAGAGUUUACUGUGUUGGUGUCCAGGAUUUUGAACAAGAACAGCUGGAAAGAAUUGCUGAUGUGAAAGAGCAAGUCUUCCCUGUCACUGGAGGAUUCCAAGCACUUAAGGGGAUAAUCAAUUCUGUUUUGAAACAGUCAUGCACUGAGAUCUUAUAUUUGGAGCCAUCCAGUGUCUGUGCGGGAGAGGAGUUUCAAGUUGUUCUUAGAGGAAGCGGCUUAACCCUUGGUGGGAGAACUGACAGCGUGACUUGUACCUAUCAAGUGAAUGGGACUACAAUCCAUGAAAAACCUAAAACAGUGGAGUCUGAUUUUUUGCUCUGCCCUGCACCGAUCCUGUACAAAAGUGGCCAAACCCUGGAGGUUCUGGUGAGUUUGAAGGAAGGCCAGUCUUUCAUGUCCAGCUCGUUAACCAUCACCGCUUCGGAGUGUUCCAGUGGUGUGGCAGCGCUCAUUGCCGUCCUCGUGCUGCUGCUGCUGGUGGCACUCGGCCUGCUCUGGUGGUUCUGGCCCCUGUGCUGCAAAGUGGUCAUCAAGGAUCCCCCUCCACCUCCACCAGCCCCGAAAGAGGAAGAAGAACAGGAGCCCUUGCCUACCAAGAAGUGGCCUACAGUUGAUGCUUCCUACUACGGUGGAAGAGGAGUUGGGGGAAUUAAGAGGAUGGAGGUGCGCUGGGGUGACAAAGGCUCCACGGAAGAAGGGGCCAGGUUGGAAAAAGCAAAGAAUGCUGUGGUGAAACUCCCAGAAGAACCAGAAGAACCUUUUCACCCUAAACCACCUAAACCAAAGCCUACCUCACCAGCCAUGCAGCAGAAGUGGUACACGCCAAUCAAGGGCCGGCUUGACGCGCUGUGGGCGCUGCUGCGGCGGCAGUACGACAGAGUCUCGCUGAUGCGGCCCCAGCAAGGAGACGAGGUACAGCCAAAUCACUUGUCUGGGGGAAGGAGAAAGAUAAAGAGCAGAAACCCUUUAUUCUGCUCUGUACUUGUAGUAGCGAAGCUGUGGUGAGAAUGUCCUCCCAAAGAGAUACCACAGGGGAGGACAGGUGACACAGGGAGGACAGUGCUGUGGCACAGGAACCUCAGCUGUUCACAGAAAUACUUUCCUUGUUUCCUGGUGUCAUUCCACAACGGGCUUCUACAGUCCUUACUUCAGUUGAAGACACCAGGAGAUGACAACAUUGCAGAAGUGAGUUUUUGAUGCAGUCAGGUUGGAAAACCUUUAAGACCACUGAGCCAGCUGGCACUGCCAGGGCCACCCAUGUUCCCAAGUGCCACAUCCACAGACCUUUGAACACUCCAUGGAGAAGCACUGCUGCUCCAUCCUGCUCAUGUUCCACCCACAGCAAACCUUACAGAGAUCACAGGCUUUGCCCCGAACAAAUUGGAGGGUUGUACUAAGCUCUCCUAAAAUACCGUGUGCUGCCAUCAGCAAAGUGUAAAUCCCUCCUUUUAGCAGUGGAGGGAUUUUUGUUUGCUCUUCUUUCCAUGUUACCCAUUCCUUUUGCCUCAGCCAGCCUGUCCACAGGCCACAGCUCUGCAGAAGUGCAAGCUGGCUCUUUGUGGGGAGACCCUGGCUGAGCUCAUGGCUCCUCUGCAGGGUGGAAGCUUGCCUUUCACCCGCUGUUCCAUGGCACCCGUGGCAGGGGAGUGGCCAUCCCUGCCAGUUUCCCUGGUCAGCAGGGGAAUGCACUUCCACUGGGAAAGCUGCUAUGGCAGGGCUGGCGGGCUGAGGCUUUCCAAGGGCUUCAGGGGUUGGGAAGCGUUUCAGGGGGACCUGGGGACUCUUUGUGCUUCUGUGAAUCUCCCGCUCAACGUUUACAUGUUGACAUUUUCUACUUAAGGGGCCUUUUGGCAUCUCUGGCAUUAAUUUAUAAUGCUGUGGUAGUGGGGCUGGAGCAUUGCAGGAGCAGCCUUUACUUUAGAAAGACUUUGCUCAGACUGGAGUCAGUGCAGAGGCUGAUCACAUUCCAGCUGCUCCUGCUGGGUUUUGGUUUCUUGGAUUUUUAAUUUUUUUUCUGAUUGUUUGGCUAGAUUCUGCAAGUAUAUCUCCUCACUGUAUUUCCCAGUAUCUUUACAUAUCACACAUUCUAAUGGAGUGUUACAUGAUACUGGCAGGAUUCUGUGCACCUCCCUGUGUGAACUGAGCCCCAGGAAAAAAGGGCUUGAAUUUGUGUACUUGUUUGCCAGAUGUACUUCACAGACUCUGAAACUUCCCUUGGUUCGUGCAAAGGUGUUUUACACAAGCAAAGUGGGGCUUAAAAGGGCCAUUUAUGUCAGCAAGGCUUUGCACAGGCAAAGGACAGACCAGCUGGAUUAAAUUCUAUUACAGCUGGUACAAGGCCCCUUACAACAUGCCCUGGGUCAUUUAAAAAUUUUAGAAAUCAUUUAGCUUCAAUCAGCCCUUCACUAACUGCAGUUAAAUGCAUGUAGCCAUUUGAGGACAGUUCACAAAGCUAUUUUUACUCAUUUAACUACACCUGUUUGAAAAUAUAAUUUGAAAUAUGCAACUAAUCACAAUAAUUGCACCUAUGAUUCAUUCUUGCCAGAGAAUUUUUGUUUAGAAGUUUCUAAUUCACCAGUGCAGGCUUUAGUUCUGUUAUGGUUUCAACUCCAAGGAGCUGACAUCUCCAUCAGUGAGAGGAUUUAGGAAAGGCACUGUUCUACCCCCGUUAAAAUUAAAUUCAGGUUCAGUCCGUGUGGCUGCAGCUUUGGAAGAUAAUUGUGCACACCUCAUUGCUUUUUACUCCUCAAUGUUGCUGUGGUCAUUUACCAGGUAAUUCCGGAGACAAGGUCUGAAUUACCCGUGAUUUCAUAAAGUUUAAAACAUCCACACCUAGCGCGAGGAUGCCGGGGCAUCGCCUCCCCCGUCCCAGACAGGGAAUCCAGCAGUCAUGGAAAAGCCCCAAACCCCGGGGAAGC
Molecule: messenger RNA, 3521 nt
Organism: Corapipo altera (White-ruffed manakin)
Lineage: Eukaryota; Metazoa; Chordata; Aves; Passeriformes; Pipridae
Gene: ANTXR2
Product: ANTXR cell adhesion molecule 2
Exons: 17
Coding region: 322-1608 (428 amino acids)
Cellular component (GO): membrane
Molecular function (GO): signaling receptor activity
Source: RefSeq, a predicted model, not a curated record